Molecule: messenger RNA, 168 nt
Organism: Letharia columbiana
Lineage: Eukaryota; Fungi; Ascomycota; Lecanoromycetes; Lecanorales; Parmeliaceae
Exons: 3
Coding region: 1-168 (55 amino acids)
Source: RefSeq, a predicted model, not a curated record
AUGAUGGAAGCCGCAAAGACGAACCCAUAUCUUGCAAACCUCAUGCCAAAAAUGCUCGUCAGUGAUGGCAAGAAACGGGCUUAUGCGGGCUCUGCUGAGCCCAAAAACAAGGCAGAAAUGUACGAGAACCGGAAGCAAGCUAUGAAGUUAGAAGGGGACAAGAGAUAA